AUAGCUGGGCUCAGGGAUGUGUCCUGAGCCCCGCCCUCUAACACUGGACCCAGCUGCUCCAUAGAGCUGCACAGAAACACUGCUGCCUGCUGUCAGGGACUGAGGACCGACACACUGCUCACACACACACUUCAGGACGGCGUGUGACCAAAAACACUGGAAAGAAGGAGAGUUCUAAUAUAUGUGACUGGGCAUGACGGUGCGGGCCAAGCUGAGGGUGUAGCCACAUCUGGCAGAGACUGCUGAAGUGAGCAGGAGCCUCAGCACAGCAAACUCUCUACUUCAGAGGGAGCAUGGGAGAGAUGGAGGAGGACAGGGACAAUGUGGGCAAGCUGUUUGAGGACUUCGUCCAGUCCUCGACCUGUAAGGGAGCCCUCCAGGCCUUCAACGUCCUCUGCAGGAGGCUGGACCUCGACCCUACCGACAAUGAGAUUUUCUACAGCAGUCUGAAGGCCAAGCUCACCUCCUGGAAGGCCCAAGCACUGUGGAGUAAGCUGGACAAGAGGAUGUUGCACAAGGAGUACAAGAAAGGCCAAGUCUGUGUGGGCACUAAGUGUCUGAUCAUCGGAGGCGGCCCCUGCGGCCUGCGGACAGCCAUCGAGCUCGCUUUGAUGGGUGCCAAAGUGGUGGUGAUCGAAAAGAGAGACUCCUUCGCCAGGAACAACGUGCUGCACCUCUGGCCUUACACCAUUCAUGACCUGCGGGGCCUCGGGGCCAAAAAGUUCUAUGGCAAAUUCUGCGCCGGGGCCAUAGACCACAUAAGCAUUCAAAAGCUGCAGCUGGUCCUGCUGAAGGUUGCCCUGAUUGUUGCUGUGGAGUUUCACAUCAAUGUGGAGUUUGUCAAACUGUUGGAACCUCCAGAGGAUCAGGAAAAUGAAGGUAUUGGGUGGAGAGCUGCAAUCCGACCUGCUGAUCACCCCGUGGCCAACUUUGAGUUUGAUGUCGUGGUGGGGGCCGACGGACGCAGAAAUACUCUGGAAGGUUUCAAAAGGAAGGAGUUCAGGGGAAAGUUGGCGAUAGCCAUAACAGCCAACUUCAUUAACAGGAACACAACUGCAGAGGCGAGAGUAGAAGAGAUCAGCGGCGUGGCCUUCAUCUUCAACCAGAAAUUCUUUCUCGACCUCAAAGAGGAGACAGGAAUUGAUCUGGAGAACAUCGUGUACUACAGGGACAACACACAUUACUUUGUCAUGACUGCCAAGAAGCAAAGCCUGCUGGACAAAGGAGUCGUCAUCCAUGAUUACAUAGACACCCAGAUGCUGCUGAGCAGUGAAAAUGUUAACCAGGAAGCUCUUCUGUGCUACGCCCGAGAGGCUGCUGACUUUGGCACCAACUACCAACUUCCCACGCUGGAUUUUGCCAUGAACCACUGUGGGCAGCCAGAUGUAGCGAUGUUUGACUUCACAAACAUGUAUGCCUCGGAGAACGCUGCUCUGGUCAGGGAGAGAUUUGGACACCAGCUGCUGGUAGCACUGGUUGGCGACAGCUUGCUCGAGCCCUUCUGGCCCAUGGGGACGGGAUGUGCCAGAGGCUUCCUGGCUGCUUUUGACACGGCCUGGAUGGUAAAGAGCUGGGCUCAGGGUCGCACGGCUCUGGAAGUGUUGGCAGAAAGGGAGAGUAUUUACAGGCUACUUCCACAGACAACAACUGAAAACAUUGGCAAAAACUUUGAGCAGUACACCAUAAACCCUGGGACUCGGUACCCCAACCUCAACUCCGCCUGUGUCAGGCCACACCAGGUGCGUCACUUGUACAUCAGCACAGAAUUGAGUUCUUGCUCUCUGCAGCGUAAUGUUACCAUACGAAGACCUGUCAAUCUCAGCAGACAUGAGUCAGAAAUCAGACCGACAAGGCUUCUUACUUGGUGCCAGAAACAGACGGAGGGCUUCAGGAAUGUGCUGAUUACAGACCUGACGUCUUCUUGGAAAAGUGGCAUCGCCCUCUGCGCCCUCAUCCACAGGUUCAAACCCCAGCUGAUAGAUUUUGAUUCAUUAAACGAGGAAGACCACUCUGCAAACCUCCAGCUGGCUCUUGACGUCGGUGAGCGUGAGUUUGGCAUUGCGCCAUUCACAUCCGGGCAGGAGCUGAGUGUUGGUCAGGAGCUCGAUAAAACCAAGAUGAUCACCUACCUGUCCAAGUUCUACGAGCUGUUCCGCGGCACACCUCUACCUGCCUCAGGAUCCAGAGGAGUGGAUGAAAAUAAUGAAGAUUAUCCCUCUAAGGAUGUCAGAAGUAAUAAUAAUGUGCUCAAUCUUGCACAGCCCAGGAAACGGGUACCAAAGGAUGAACAGAAGACAGACGGUACAGAUCCCAUUUACAAAAGGAGGCGGAAAUUCUGCAGUUAUUUGGAGGAGGCCACCAAUCUGUCGAGUAAUGGCUCCCCAGUGCGAGACGACCAAGAGCCAAAGGAAAAUAAAGUGCGCUCAAUUUCUACUCAGUUGCUGGCCAAGUUUGAAAGCUCACCCAGACCCAGCUACUCCAUCAGGAAAACACAGUCAGACUUUGAGACGUCUUCUUCCCUGCAAACUCUUACCUUUGCUGAGAGAGUGCACAUUGAACUGAGGCCUCGAGUCCCACCUAAACCUCCUCCUGAGAUGCAGUUUGAAGUCAGUAUCAGAAAGGCAGCCGAACACUUAGUGCGCCCGCCUCCCAAGACCCUCCCCAAACCUCAGCUGCAGCCCGAGGCCCAGCAUCCAUUUUCUGUAUUGAGGCUCAGACAUGUUGAUCAGACGCACGCUGAGACGAAGCCCGAGCCUCAGCCUGAGAGCGCAGACCCCCCCGCUCCGUCUCCCUCCUGCCACUCUGCAAUCCAUUUCAUGUCGAGAGUCCUCCAGCGCCUCAGGGAGGUGGACGAACACGUCUCUGAGAAAAAAGCUCAGACACAACAGGCUAGAGAGUUUCACACAAAGAGUAUAAAGGAAAAAGCUGUUCACCUUAGGGGGUUGUUCUCAGCAGAGAGCUCUGCUGAGCUCAAGGGCGGCUCACUACGAAGGGCAUUCCCCCCGUCGGGCGACAAGUGUCAUUCAUGCGAGAAGCGUGUUUACAUGGUCGAGAGGGUCUGUGCCGAGGGGCUCUUCUUCCACAGGGAGUGCUUCCGCUGUUUCACCUGCAGCUCCACCCUGCGACAGGGAGCACAUGCCUUCGACUCUGAAGAGGGAAAAUUGUACUGCAAACUUCAUUUUGAUCAACGCAACAACGGGACAAACCUGCGGAGGAACUUGUCUUUUCGCUCUAAUCCAUCUGGAGCCAGAGUUCAGGAGCCAUGUGCAGAUGAUGAACAAAGCUCACAGUCCAGCAGCCCUGUGGACCUGCAUGGUGAAUCCUCAGCAGCCGAAGCCUUUUAUGAAGUGUGUGAGCCAGCUGGAUGUUUAGGAGAAAUAACAUUUUGAAGGUGAUCACCUGCAUGCUCACGCGGUCAUGUGCCAUAACUGUGAGGAGGCUGCAGGAACUUACGAUGAAAAAAAGAGUGAUUAAAGGUUAUGCGUUUGAAGUGUUAUUGACUAAACUCAUGCCUGAUAAACCGCUUCAGUGUUUGUCAUUGAUUCUGCUUUGGGAAUGAACUACUACUAACGGAGCCUGGUUCCAGACAUCGGAAUUGCUUGCGUUCAUAUCCAAUUUUGUGUGUUUUGUUUUUUGUUUUUUGAAUGGAUAUCCGAAUUGCAAUUCGGCCUAAUUAUUGUGCCUGUACUAAAGAGAAGAAACCAACGAUAAAUCAGGUUUAUUUUAAAUAUUUUUUUUACAAGUGUUCAUCUCAUAAAAUGAAACCUGUUAAUUCAAAAUCUCAGGGCAUGUCAGUUGACGGAAGGUUUUGUAAGUAUUAGUUAUUAAUAACAAAACGAACAAAGGUUCAUUCAGUACCUCUUUUGAAUGUUUUAUAACACUUUCCUCAGCAGAAGGAGUUGCCCAGCUCUACAGUAUGCUCUACUUUAAGGUCAAUAAUAUUUGAAAUUUAAAAUGAAAACCAACAUGCAUGGGUAGUAUUUAAAUUUCUCAGAAAAAUUCAACAUCUGCAAUUAAAAUAUGUUGAAACUCAUUAGGUCAGUUACCAUUUCCAUGGUCAAGAUGAUACAGCUUUUUCUGAAUGAAAUGCUGUUUAACAUCAUUCAUUUAGUCAUUAACUAUUUCUGAAGAGCUGUACUGUAUAAAGCCUCGAGGGACUCCAGGGGGAGCUGUUUGAUGUGUCUUGUAAUGUCACUUAUUUUGAAAACACAUGUUUGAAAAUAACAAAAAACGAAUGGGGGGCUACAGAUAGAAUUAAUGCACCAACGUAACCUGCUCUCUAGGUAUUGAGUUGCAUUGUGGGUAAUGUAGGCAGCAGGUUAAGAUAAAUGUGUGAAUAAUAAAAGAGGAUCUCUUGUCUUGUCGGGUCAGUUUUGACGGCUUUUAUUCAAAUUUCCAUCUCGAGUCCAAAAAGAUUGUAACGUUCUUUAUAAACCCUAAACAUAAAAAUAUGAGGAAAAGUUGAUCGCUCUAUACUGUCAGACUCAACUUUUAACUGAGUAAAAGAGAACAUUUGUCUCGGUGACACUUCCCUCGAUAAAUAAAUAUUAAAAGUAUGUUUUUAUUUGUAGAGGCACAUUUUCAUGUUUCAAUACAGAAUUUUGAAUGUAGAAAAAUAUAGAGAACCUUCUCUUUAAACGUGGCGCAGUAACCUUUGUACCUUCAUAUUCUCACUGCCUGGUGACCUGGUUUAUAAAACACAUUAGUGGAAUGUAUCAGUCUCCUUUUAAGUAUCUUGAAAUCAAUAAGUACAUCUAUGUUGGGUUAAAAAACAUUUUAGGUAUGCGCUUUGAACUCAGAGGACUUAACCUCCUCUGACUUAACAAAUAGCUUUAAUAUUGUAAAAAGGUUCUCUUCAACACCGGGUUAUAUUUUGUUCCUCCUUCCUUUGAUUUGAAUGUGUAAU
Trematomus bernacchii (emerald rockcod) is the source of this 4906-nucleotide messenger RNA. It is a transcript of the gene mical2a, whose product is annotated as microtubule associated monooxygenase, calponin and LIM domain containing 2a. Bases 294 to 3389 code for a protein of 1031 amino acids. The transcript has 23 exons. Lineage: Eukaryota; Metazoa; Chordata; Actinopteri; Perciformes; Nototheniidae. The record is from RefSeq and is a predicted model, not a curated record. Gene Ontology annotation, molecular function: protein binding; FAD binding.